This is a messenger RNA of Helianthus annuus (common sunflower), 510 nucleotides long. Its product is annotated as glutaredoxin. Bases 71 to 472 code for a protein of 133 amino acids. Gene Ontology annotation, cellular component: cytoplasm. NCBI's taxonomy places the organism in Eukaryota, Viridiplantae, Streptophyta, Magnoliopsida, Asterales, Asteraceae. Gene Ontology annotation, biological process: cellular response to oxidative stress. The record is from RefSeq and is a predicted model, not a curated record. The transcript has 4 exons. Gene Ontology annotation, molecular function: glutathione disulfide oxidoreductase activity.
CAGUGAUCUCUACAGCUCCACUCUCUUCUCUUCUCCAUUGCAGAUCUAGGUUCAAGAGGAAGAACAAGGCAUGAUUCUAACCCACUCAGAGAAAUCGGUCCAUCAUCCCGGCGGUGAUUCCGUGUUUCUUCAUUGGCGACCACCGUAUAUACAUUAUCCAUUUGUUGAUCACGUCUUGUUCUGUCCUCAGAUCUUCAGCAAGACUUGGUGUGGCUAUUGCAAGAGCGUGAAGAAACUGUUCUCCGAGCUUAAUGUGUCCUACAAGGUUAUCGAACUAGAUGAAGAAAGUGAUGGAGGUGAAAUCCAAUCCACUCUAAAGGAGUGGACCGGUCAGAGUAUUGUUCCUAAUGUAUUCAUAGGUGGGAAGCACAUUGGUGGCUCGGAUGCUAUUAUGGAGAAGCAUCGAGCUGGGAAGCUGGUGCCGUUGCUAACCGAAGCAGGUGCCAUUGCGAAUGCCUCUGCACAGCUCUGAAGAUUGGUGUCAUGAAUAAGAUGAUUAAGUUGGAUGAG